This is a messenger RNA of Procambarus clarkii (red swamp crayfish), 1506 nucleotides long. Its product is annotated as zinc finger protein 853-like. The record is from RefSeq and is a predicted model, not a curated record. NCBI's taxonomy places the organism in Eukaryota, Metazoa, Arthropoda, Malacostraca, Decapoda, Cambaridae.
GUAUGGCUCCACCUUACACUCCUGGGUACCUGGCACGUUCCCUUGUACGUGUACCCGGCAGCGGACGAGAUGGCCCAAGAGCCACAAUUCUUUGCGACCUUUCUCGAGUGUCUACCCUCGCCGCAAGCGUCUCUAUGCCCAGGAACCUGCCUCCGGCGCUGGUGAGUCUCCCCAGUGGAUUACCUGAUAACACUCUCCAAAAUCCUAGUCUGCACCUACAGACAUCAACAGCCCACACACUGAAUGGUUCCAGCGGCUCGCGCAAGCGCACCAGGGACCAAGUCUUCCGAGGUGAUGAAACAUAUCCCAAGCCAAAAGUCAGCAAGCUAGAGGAUGCACCGUUUCCACCUCGACACGCCGCUAAUGAGGAAGCCAAGGUUACGUCGAGCAACCGUGGAUCAACGAACACCCCUACUGUUGUGGUCUUCAUCCCUCAAAACCACAUGCACCAAUUAAUCUCGACAAGCCAGCCACAAGAAGGAAGCACUCAAACACCCCAGGUGCUUGUGGCACAGCUUCAGGACAGUCCAGCUUUCCCGGGGGUUAUGGCCCAAUUACAGGGUCUCCUUCAACAACCCAGUUCAACCCCCCAAGGGAUUAUGGCCCAUCUACAGAGUCUCCUUCAACAUGCGAGACCAGCCCCCCAGGGGGUUGUGGCCCAUUUACAGGGUCUCCUUCAACAGGCCAAUCCAUCCUCACACGGAGCUGUGGCCCAAGUACAGUCUCUCCUUCAACAGGUUAAUCCAUCCCCACAGGGGUCUAUGGCCCAAGUACAGUCUCUUCAACAGGUCAAUCCAUCUCCACAGAGGUCUGUGGCCCAAGUACAGUCUCUCCUUCAACAGGCUAAUCCAUCCCCACAGGGAUCUAUUGCCCAAGUACAGUCUCUCCUUCAACAGGCUAAUCCAUCCCCACAGGGGUCUAUUGCCCAAGUACAGUCUCUCCUUCAACAGGCUAAUCCAUCCCCACAGGGGUCUGUUGCCCAAGUACAGUCUCUCCUUCAACAGAGCAAUACGCCAAUCCAGAACGUAGCGGCACCACAACCGAGGACUCCGAUACCCCAAAUAGUGGUGGCUCCUCGACAGGGCUACAUUCAACAAAGCAGCUUAACACCCCAGAUUGUGGUUCUCCAACAGAACCACCUUCAACAAACCAACCCAGCACCCCAAAACGUCGUGGUUAACCAACAGAACAACCUUCAACAGACCAACCAAUUACCCCAUACUGUUCAAAUGCAACAAACCAUUAAACAACUAGUACAAAAUAUCUCGCAGCCGAGUACGGUGGAAGCCAUCUCGAUGACAGAGGUCGCAGAGGAGUCCCGCCAGCUGAGAGAACACAACCUGACUCUUCGCAGACAGGUGUCUCUGUUUCAACAACUCUUCAGCGACAAACAAAGACUUGUUUCAGUGAUUAGAAGACUUGGCAUGCGUGUUGCAUAAGCCAUAUAUGUAUAAUGUCUUGUAAUUUGUAAUAACAAUAUUAGCAAAGUUAAAUUAUUUUAAGAUA